Punica granatum (pomegranate) is the source of this 1663-nucleotide messenger RNA. NCBI's taxonomy places the organism in Eukaryota, Viridiplantae, Streptophyta, Magnoliopsida, Myrtales, Lythraceae. The record is from RefSeq and is a predicted model, not a curated record.
UAAGAGGGGCAUCGAGCCCGCCAUUCCUUCGCCCAGAAACCACACCUGAGCUCUUGUCUUGUUUAAUCCAACAUCUCCUCCUCCUCUUCCUCCUCCUCCUCCUCCCCCCCCUUCUUGUUGUUGUUACAAUAAUUCGCCCUCUCGGUCGAGCUCGUACUGGUCGGUCGAUCCGGAGCUGCCCCGUUCGAUGAUGGAGAGGUUACCCGUAGGCUGUGUCUCUGCUAUCUUGUCCGAAACAUCCCCUGAGGAUGUCUUCAGACUCUCCGCCGUCUCGACCACCUUUUACUCGGCUUCGGAGUGGGAAUUCAUCUGGGAGAAGUUCUUGCCCUCGGAGUACCGCGACGUCGUUUCGAGAUCGGCGGAACCGUUGAAGCCCUCGACCAAGAAGGAGCUCUUUCUUCGACUGUGCGACCCUCUUCUCAUGGAUCAAGGGAGAAAGAGCUUCAAGUUGGAGAAAUCAACUGGUAGAGUGUCUUAUGUACUAUCUGCUAGAGAGCUCUCAAUCACAUGGAGCAGCGAUCCGAUCUACUGGGCGUGGAAGUCCAUGCCCGAGUCGAGGUUUCAAGAAGUGGUGGAGCUAAAGACGGGCAACUGGAUCGAGAUCGAGGGCAAGAUAAGGACUGGGGACUUAUCGCCAAACACUCCAUACGGUGCCUAUCUCAUCAUGAAAGUCAUGAGUCGGGCAUACGGGCUCGACCUGAUGCCGUCCGAGACUUCAAUCGGGAUAGGGAAUCGGGUAGCCUGUGCCCACCUAGCGUGGUUGCAAAGCCCGAGCUGCCAGAAACAGGAGAUGGAGUGCCAAAUCUAUGGCCAUGGGGUGGAGAUGCUGAGGAAGGAGGUGGAGGAAGGAGAAGUGAGGGUCCCAAGUGAGAGGGGAGAUGGAUGGAUGGAGAUUGAGUUAGGACAGUUCUUUACUGGUGGUCCAGAAGAAAGUACUAAGGAGGUUAAGAUGAGCCUGAAGGAGGUUAAGGGCUAUCAACUGAAAGGAGGUCUCGUCAUCGAAGGAAUCGAGAUCCGCCCGAUUUGAAUAUCGAACGCAUCAGUGUUUCUUCGAGACAGUGUGAUUAAGCAGUCGACGGCAGUGAUCCUUUGAAUAAACUUAGUAAAGUUUUGCUAUGUCCAUAGGUCUAAUGUCUGAAAAGGGUACCAAAUUCGAGAACGAGGGUACAGUACAGUGGUGCAUGCCCUUACCUGUCAAUCAAGAUAUUGCAGGUACAAUUCCCGUAGUGGUAUUACUCGUGGUCCUUCAUUAGCUAUUAGGUUUUUUAUUUCGUUAUAUUAAACCGGCGGUCCUUCCUUGUGACCGAGAAAGGUACGUGAUACUAGACUCUUGUCCUCGUUUUGUGACCGAGAAAGGUACGUAGUUCUUAACUCUUAGUAUUAAAGGAGUCGAGAUUAGAUCCAGAGAAAGAGUGAAGGUUUUAUAAUCCCUUCGCCGGAGGAGUACUAGUUGAGCCCGUAGAACUGUCAAGUCGAAAUUGCCCUCCACCUUUGAGUUCUUCCGUAUCUUUCUGGUUAAUCUGUAUAGGUUUUACGAGCAUCUUUUAUAAGGAUGUGUUCCUUUUCUUCGGGAUGGUUUUGUUAAUAAGAUGAUGUUUUUGGAGAUUGUUGAAUAGCAUCUCCUUAGUUCCAAUGAAUGCAGUUGGUUUUGUUUUAUGUUUUA